Molecule: messenger RNA, 1221 nt
Organism: Meyerozyma guilliermondii ATCC 6260
Lineage: Eukaryota; Fungi; Ascomycota; Pichiomycetes; Serinales; Debaryomycetaceae
Exons: 1
Coding region: 1-1221 (406 amino acids)
Cellular component (GO): mitochondrion
Molecular function (GO): (S)-2-hydroxy-acid oxidase activity; (S)-2-hydroxyglutarate dehydrogenase activity
Source: RefSeq, a predicted model, not a curated record
AUGAUUCGAUAUGGGCGCCAGUUUUGUGCACGGAAAGUGCUCGGUUUCCGUUACAAGUCAGAUUUCUCUCACGUAGUGAUUGGUGGAGGAAUUGUGGGUGCUGCUAUAGGAGCCGAGUUGCAACUAGUGGAAAUGAACAACGUGCUCUUAUUAGAGAGACAUGGUCAAUUGGGCAUGGAAACUACGGCCCGAAACUCAGAGGUGAUACAUGCGGGGAUAUACUACCCUAAAGACAGUUUAAAGGCCCAAUUGUGCAUAAAAGGUAAAAGUAAAAUCUAUGAUGCUUUUAAAAAAGGUACUUUUUCAUCCGUACAAGUGCCGUUUAAAAAGUGUGGAAAGUACGUGGUGGCUCAGGAUGAACAAGAAUACGAGUAUCUUCAACAGUUGCAUUCGAGAUGCCAGGAUUUGGAAGUUCCGCUGCGACUUGUUUCCGCUAAAGAUGUACGGGAUUCCUGUGCACUUAUUGAGGCAAAACACGGAGCAUUAGAAUCGCCAACCACAGGCAUCAUAUCGGUACACGAUUACACACUCUUCUUUCAAACACAGUUCGAAAAUGCCGGAGGAACUCUAGGGUUGAAUUCUGAGGUCGUACAUAUUGAUUAUAGCCAUGGGUCAUACACACUACAGAUCCGAGAGGCUGACUCCGAUGAUUUAUUUGAAAUCACCACCGAUAACCUAGUCAAUUCCGCUGGCUUACACGCACCCAAAGUAUCGAACAUGCUUUUGCCCAGCGAUAGACACUUGGGAACCUAUCUCGCAAAGGGUUCAUAUUUCAGCUAUCAACCUGAAAAUCACAUUUCAACCAAGAGCAUCACCAAUAAGCUCAUAUAUCCAUGUCCCAAUCCAAACGCAGCCUCUUUGGGAACGCAUUUGACUUUUGACCUAGGUGGACAACUUCGUUUUGGUCCUGACCUUGAGUGGCUCAAUUGUCAUGAAGCUGAUAGCAUUGACUACGCAGUUAGCACUGAGAACGUGGUGCCUGCGUAUGAAGCGAUAAAGAGGUAUUUUCCCAUGAUCGAACCAGGAGACUUGCAACCAGCAUACAGUGGUAUCCGCCCUAAAAACUUGUCACAGGAACAAAGUAGAGAGGCAUUUUCUGACUUCAUCAUUCGUGAAGAGGAGGGUUUCCCCGGCUUUGUCAAUCUUCUUGGUAUAGAAAGUCCAGGCGUCACGGCAUCUUGGGCAAUUGCGGAAUAUGUCAAAGGCAUCUAUCAUGCGUGA